Gloeophyllum trabeum ATCC 11539 is the source of this 897-nucleotide messenger RNA. RefSeq names its product kinase-like protein. NCBI's taxonomy places the organism in Eukaryota, Fungi, Basidiomycota, Agaricomycetes, Gloeophyllales, Gloeophyllaceae. The transcript has 4 exons. Gene Ontology annotation, cellular component: cytoplasm. Gene Ontology annotation, molecular function: ATP binding; protein serine/threonine kinase activity. The coding region runs from base 1 to 897 and encodes 298 amino acids. The record is from RefSeq and is a predicted model, not a curated record. Gene Ontology annotation, biological process: signal transduction; protein phosphorylation.
AUGCCUCAUGCUGCGAAAGCCCAGCUGGCAUCAGGCCCCACCGUCGAUUUGACUUACGAGAAGAUCCGUCUCUUGGGGAAGGGCGGCUGGGCUACGGUAUCCGAGAUACGCAUCCUGGAUAUCGCAAUGACGGAUGGCGUUGCGUAUAACUUGAAUAUACAGACCGGUACAACUCUAGCGCUUAAACGACACCACGAAUCGCCUAAAUUCGUCUAUAGGGAACCUGAGGUCCAUGCACUCGUUUCGCAUCCGAAUAUAGUCGAAUUCCUGGGUUACUGGGUCGAGCAAGAGAAAUGCACCUCUGAGGACGGCGAGGCUGCUGUCUCGACAUAUCACAACAUCCUGCUUUCAUGCUACCCAUUGGUCCUGUCGGAACUGCCCCUUCCUAUCGCCCUACAAUCGGCCCUGAGCUACGUCAGACAGAUCCUCCAAGCCCUAGCGUAUCUACACUCUCCCGAGAUCUCCAUCUUCCAUCGAGACGUCCAAAUCACGAACAUCCUGGUGGACCCCUCUUCAGGAAUCGUGAAGCUCUGCGACAUGGGAGCGGCGAAGAAAUAUGUCCCUGGCAAAUGGGCCGCUGGUACCAUCGGCAUGAGCGAGAAUAGACCGCUAGAGAUUUCAUUGCAGAGCAAUCAUUAUGACUUCUGUGUAGACAUCUGGCCCGUUGGCCUCAUUCUACUUCACUUACUCACAGGACAUCACCCUUUCCGGAGGAAAGAGACUGAUAUGCAGCAGCUCAUAGAGAUAGCAUCCCGCCUCGGUCGCCCCACCGCUGAAGAGAUCUCAGAGGCCAAUGGCACAAUUCCGUCCAAUACGUUAUCAUGGGAGGCACUACCACCCCCAGACGUCGAUCCUGUGCAAGCCCGGACGAUGAGAUUAGAGGUAAAUCUAUUGUAG